AUGAUGCAAGAUGAUUCUUUCACGUUGCCUAGUCGACGUACAACAACGACAGUUGAUCAUGCUGAGCAUGUACAUAGUGAACUUUUAAGUCAAACGGCAGCGAAACAGGCAUAUGACCACCACCACCAAGCAACGAUUCCAACACGUCGAGAACCGGAAACAAUCAAAUUGGAAGAUCAACCUCUUGCUGAUGAUCAACGAGCACUUCUUGCUGAAUUUGAGCGACGUCGAAGAGCUCGACAAAUUCAUGUCUCAACGGACGAUGUUGAAGUCAAAGCGAACCUACGUCGAUUAGAAGAGCCUAUCUGUUUGUUUGGCGAAGGACCUGCUGAGAGACGUGAACGUCUACGAAACUUGAUUUCACGUCUGUCCGACGAUGAAAUCGCUCAAAAACUACGUAAAAAGGAAGAAGACGACAGAAGAAUCGAAACUACAAAAGAGGAAGCAACCUGGUAUCAUCAAGGUCCUGAUGAGUUACAAGUAGCGAGAUACUGGAUCGCGCAAUAUUCGUUACCUCGAGCAAAGGAACGCAUUCAGCGACUAAAAGAUUAUGUUGCCAUACCUGAAGUUCAUCGAACAUCCAAAAUUCAAGAACUCUACCGUCGUCUACGAGGUACAUCGUUACAUUGCAGUCAAGUUGGUGACACACGUCCAUUGUUUUACUGUGAAUUCAGUCCGAAUGAUCAAAUGCUUGCUGUUUCUUCUCGGAGUGGAUUGUGCAAACUUUGGACGGUACCGGAUUGUCGACCCAUACGUACGUUACGCGGCCAUACAAUCGACGCUUGCUGUAUUAGUUGGCACCCUCAAUCGACGUUGACGCAGGAUCCAGGCGUGAUUAAUUUGGCAUCGAGCGCAUUUGAUGGAUCGGUGAAAUUAUGGAAUCUUGAAAGUGAUGAACCCAUUGCUGAAAUCGAAGGACACGCACCAUUUCGUGUAUCAAAAGUGAGAUUUCAUCCGUCGGGAAGAUUCCUCGGUACAGCUUGUUAUGAUCAUUCAUGGCGUCUAUGGGAUCUUGAUACGCAAGAUGAAGUUCUGCAUCAAGAAGGACAUUCCAAAGCAGUACAUGAUCUAGCGUUUCAAUGUGAUGGAAGUCUAGCGGCAACCGCGGGAAUGGAUGCUUAUGGUCGCGUGUGGGAUCUUCGAACUGGCCGUUGUAUUAUGUUCUUGGAAGGUCAUUUGAAACCAAUUUUAUCCAUUGAUUUCUCACCUAAUGGGUAUCAUAUUGCAACUGGCGCAGAAGAUAAUCUAUGUAAAAUCUGGGAUCUACGACAAACUAAAAAUGCCUAUAGCAUCGCAGCUCAUCAGAGUUUAGUGUCCACUGUGAAAUUUCAACGUACGGAAGGUCACUAUCUAGUCACAGUUUCCUAUGAUAAUACGGUGAAACUAUGGAUGCAUCCUGUUUGGUCAGCAUUGUAUUCCUCAACCGGACAUGAACAAAAAAUCAUGUCUGCAGACAUUUCUCUCGAUGGUCGAUGGAUCGCUACUGUUUCUUAUGAUCGUACACUGAAAAUCUGGUCACCGGAAUCGAUCAAAUAA
This is a messenger RNA of Adineta ricciae, 1536 nucleotides long. Lineage: Eukaryota; Metazoa; Rotifera; Eurotatoria; Adinetida; Adinetidae. The record is from the annotation of a GenBank genome assembly.